UCCACCAGCAAGUUAUCUAAUGUCAUGAAAAAUUCCAUAUUCCUUGCCUUAGAAACCCUCCAUACUAUGGGAAACAUCUAAAAGUGAGAUUAUCGUAUAAUUCCUUUCUGAUUUUAGGCGAAACACGGCAACGAACGGGUAAGAAAACAAGCGAAGAAACGUUAUUCGCGAGGCGGACGAUCCCGGAAAAUGGGGCCACUCGCGUUCUCGGUGUUUCUCCCAGGCCCCUUUUCCCCUGAGCAUUUCUGUCUGAACCAUUUCGUCUCGAUCAGUGAAAAAAAACAGAAAAACUUUCCUUCGUCUAAAUCGAUAGUGCAAAAAAAUUCAUUCGAAUCAAUGUGCAUAUGAUGCGAGGAGGAAAAAGGAAAAGGGAGAUUUUAAGAUCGACGAAUUUCACUUUGACCUCGUUGUAAAAAGUUUUUAUUUCACAGAACCCGACUGAUCUCCAAAUUUCGAAAAUGGACGUUCACGUUGGGGAGCAAGAUGGUGUCAGAGUUUCGAAAGUCAACAUUUUCAUCGACAAGGGGAUGAAUGGUCGUUACGACGCGAGUACCUUGGACAACAUCAUUAAAGUGGGAACGCAGGAUAAUUUCCGAAUUUCAGCGCUGAUGAAUCUCAUCGGAAAAGGUAAAAACAAGAAAGGUCGAAAACACAGAAAACACAAGCGGCCUCGAAAACAGAAGAACCACCCAGUUUCCGAAACAACCAGCACCUUCUCGACGGACUACGAAACCGCAGAGCAACCAACUGAGGAGCUUCCCGAAAUAGACUUGGACGAUUUCGAAAGGGACACCAAAGGCUCGAAAAAGGGGAAUAGACGUCCUACUUCGUCAAAGGAGGGCAAAUCUGAAAAAGGAAAGGGUCGCGACUCAACCGGACGGAAGACGGCCUCGUGUAGAAAGAAUGAAAAUUGUCCCUCGAGUCGAUCUCCUGGCGCGGAGGGUGACCGAGAGCAGAAAGUUGACGAUCGAAUGAACCAAGCGAGAAAAGGUACGAAGGAGCCCGCGGACCAAUCGCCCAAGAUUAAGGGUCAAAUGCAGGAAGUUGACGAUCGAAUGACCCAAGCGAGAAAAGGUACGAAGGGGCCCGCGGACCAAUCGCCCAAGAUUAAGGGUCAAAUGCAGGAAGUUGACGAUCGAAUGAACCAAGCGAGAAAAGGUACGAAGGGGCCCGUGGACCAAUCGCCCAAGAUUAAGGGUCAAAUGCAGGAAGUUGACGAUCGAAUGACCCAAGCGAGAAAAGGUACGAAGGGGCCCGUGGACCAAUCGCCCAAGAUUAAGGGUCAAACGCAGGAAGUUGACGAUCGAAUGACCCAAGCGAGAAAAGGUACGAAGGGGCCCGUGGACCAAUCGCCCAAGAUUAAGGGUCAAACGAUAAAGGAUAAUAAUCGAAAGAUAAAAGCGAGCCGCACUGGGAGUCGACGUACGAAUGGGCACCACGGCCUCAAAUCCAAAAUGCGUAGGAUAAAAUCGUUGGCGAACUCUAACAUGGAAAUGCCAUCUGACAACGGCGAUUCUGGAUCGAGCUUUAUGGGAGGACUGAGCAAUGGGUUUGGAAAAGUUGCAUCGACUUUGGGCAAUUUUGCCACGACCGCAGGCGAAACUAUCAGCAAUAAAAUUAAAAUGACUGGAAAAUGGGCCGACGUGGGAACCGAAGUACUUGGUGGCGUCGCACGAGGAAUCAAUCGCGGACUCAGCAACGCGGCCAUCGAUGACUCCAAUGAUCCUGGGAGAAGUAACCAGAAUGGCGGGGAAGAAGAUGAUGGGGUUGUUCCUAUUCAAAAUCCCCUUCCAAACGAGAUGGAAAACGAGGACACCGGUACCGACGACGUUGCUCCGGAUGAUAUUGAGAAAGAUAAAACGGAUGAUGUCGAUGCUAACGAUGGUGAUGCUGCUGCUGCUGAUAUUGAUCCCAAGGAAUCACCCAUCCCUCACCAAGAAAAUGGGAACGAUGGUAAUAAGAUAAAUGGUACAGAAGCGACGAGCGAGAAUGAGCAUCUUCCGGUUCCCGAAAGUACCAAAGCAACGAUAAAUGCCGAUGAGCUCCCAACUGUCGGAGAUACCGAAGAAAAGACAGAAGCUGAGCAGACCCCGAAUGCCGAUGAUCCCGAAGCAACGGCAGGAGAAGAGCAAUCUCCGAACAUUGAAAGUAACGAAGCACCGACAGAAGAAGAGCAACUUCUGCAAGUCGGAAAUACCGAGGAAGCAACGGCAGGAGAAGAGCAACUUCCGAAUGUCGAAAAUACCGAGGAAGCAACGGCAGGAGAAGAGCAACUUUCGAAAGAGAAAGUCCAAGAGACGGUGGAAUCUUUAGAGGAAAUAUUUAAAAGGGAACAGGCAAUCUACCUGAAGUAUUAUUCGACGAACAACGAAUACGAUUUCAACAACAAAGUGACUCAAGGAACGACCAGCCGAUACUGCAUGAAACAACACGGAAUGGAAGAUCUGUACACGAUACCUCCGACAUGCUGCAGUCGCAGAUACGAAUGCGAAUUUUCGAUAGAAUAUAACCAGACGAAAAUAAGGCCGGAGCGGAAGUGGUCGACGAAUCGUCUCCGUGAUUGCCGGUGCGACAAAGCGUUUUUCAAAUGUCUUAUAAGCACUCCGAGUCCUCGGCUGAUACAUCCGAUCCUCUUGUUCGUUCAUGACAAAUGUAGCAUCAAAAAGCUCAAUCGACUGAAUUCGACCGAAGAGAUCGGGUACAAGCUCGUUAAUUCGGCAAGUUUCUUCCUUUAUCCACUGUACAGUUAAGGAGCGAACGCAAAAACAAAACAAAAAAUAGCCAAUUUAACUCGAGACACGAUACACAUGUUAUGGCAUAGGCCGGGUGCGCGCACUUGCCAGCAGUGCAAAAAUCUCUUGUAAACACUCCAUCCCACCUCGCCAGUCCAGCCCCGUCCCCCCGUCAUCCUUUAUUCUUAUUUAUUUCAUCGACUCAACUUCUAUUUAAAAUGCUCUCCUUACCCCAUCAUGCAUCAUUGUAAUAGUCAACUUAUAUUGUUUAUUUAAAUAUAAAUAUCUGGUACAACCA
Molecule: messenger RNA, 3030 nt
Organism: Venturia canescens
Lineage: Eukaryota; Metazoa; Arthropoda; Insecta; Hymenoptera; Ichneumonidae
Product: A-kinase anchor protein 5-like
Exons: 30
Coding region: 459-2750 (763 amino acids)
Source: RefSeq, a predicted model, not a curated record